UUAUUUCCUACGGAAUUUUCCUGAUUCCGCUGGCGCGUUCCGAAAUCGUAGCGAAAACCAACGCGAGUGCAACAUGUUUUCCAGCGCUCCGAACUACACCAAACUCAAGACGAACCUGCGCCUGGCCGUCAAUCGGCUAAAGUUGCUGGAGAAAAAGAAAACAGAGCUCGCGCAGAAAGCACGGAAGGAAAUCGCGGACUAUCUGCAGGCCGGCAAGCCGGAACGGGCCCGGAUCAGGGUGGAGCACAUCAUCCGCGAGGACUACCUGGUCGAGGCGAUGGAAAUCGUGGAGAUGUACUGCGAUCUGCUGCUCGCCCGCUUCGGAAUGGUCACGCAGAUGAAGGAGCUGGACGAGGGCAUCGAGGAGGCCGUCAGCAGCAUCAUCUGGGUGGCCCCCCGGCUACAGGCCGACGUGCAGGAACUGAAGAUCUGCUCCGACAUCUUCACGCUCAAGUACGGCAAACAGUACGCGGAGCAGGUGCGUGCGGCCAUUCCGCCACACCGCGUGUCCGACAAGCUGAUGCACAAGCUGGCCAUACAGGCCCCGGCUCGGCUGCUGGUGGAGAAGUACCUCAUCGAAAUAGCGAGCAUCUUCAACGUGGACUAUGAACCGGAUCCGCAAGUGAUGAAGGAUGACCGAUCGAGCGUCAUGGAUGAUAUCCUCAUCGAUCUCGCCGAUAAGAACAAUCUGGACGGAUCCGCCGGAGGCGGUGGUAGCGGUGGGGCCGGUGGUGCUCCCGGAGCGGGAUCGGGAGCUUCUGGUGGAUCGGGAGGUGGUUCCGGAGGCAGCACGGUCACGGCACCAACGGCCGCGGGUCCUGCACCGGUAGGAUUCGUGGCGUAUCCCCCUCCGAUCCCGAAAUUGCCGACCACUGCUCCCGUUGUUCCGUUCCAGUAUCCAACGCCUGGCCCCAGUGGCGGAGUGCAGCAGUUCGGUGGUGCCAGUGCUCCACCGUUCAACUACAACAUACCACCCAACUCGUCCGAGAAAGAGGAGAUCAAGGAUUUGAACAUCAACGCGAACUUCAUCAGGGAGGAGAAGGGUGCCAACGAAUCGAUCGGCCCACCGCCUUCCUACUCCUCGCUGAGUCCCGAUGACAAUAUGCAGAACUCUACCAAACCGAAACCUCAGCCUCGCUCCAAGUUUUCGCCGGAUCUGAACUUCCCUGAACUGCCGAAUGUGCCGCUCGAUCUACCGGAAGUGCCGUCGGGAGGCAAUCACGAGAGUAAGAACGAUAACGAGAACGACGAGAUCGAUUUCGAUGACCUGUCGCGCCGCUUCGAGGAGCUGAAAAAGAAAAAGUGAACCCAUGCUUACCGAGGUUCGUGCCAGCGUGGACCGACCCGCUCGUUGAUGUUUAGAUCUUAUAUUUGUUUAUGCCGUGCAUUAUUUGCCGAUACUAUGUUUACCGAUAAGUUAGCAUUGAUUAAGCUAAGCGAAGUGUAAUCAUGCCGCAACCAAUAAAAAAGAUAAAUUGUGAACUUGUAC
Molecule: messenger RNA, 1489 nt
Organism: Anopheles darlingi
Lineage: Eukaryota; Metazoa; Arthropoda; Insecta; Diptera; Culicidae
Gene: Ist1
Product: IST1 homolog
Exons: 3
Coding region: 74-1306 (410 amino acids)
Biological process (GO): protein transport
Source: RefSeq, a predicted model, not a curated record